GAAUUCAAAGAAAAUCCCUCCCUUGGAGGGCGGAUUUCUUCUCACCUCUGUGUGCUCCUGAAAAAUAUAUGACAUCUAACUAAACGGGUGCUGAAAAGGUAAUAAGAUCUGUUUUGGUUAACUUGAUAGUCGCACUGGCCGGGGUCACUUACAGGCCUUGAUCGUGGAAAUGGUAAACUGAGAAGGCAGCCAAGUCGAACAAAAUGUUUCAACUAUAAACGUGGGUUUAUUGUAAUCAGCAAUAACAUUCGAGGCACUUUUCUUUUUCUACGAAUUGCUAGUUAACCUGGGUGUUUAAUGGGGCGGUCGGUGUGGCCUUUGUUUAUAAGGCAUGGAGUAAACCGGUUCCACGAGUUGAUCUAUAACUCUGGCUGCUUAUAAGGCAGGCCCACAUCACUCUCUGGACUCUCUGGGGUGAGAAGCUGAGGGAAACUGCCAUUACGGGAGCAGCUUCACGCUACAGAGACCGGACCAAUGGCGCUGCGCCCCCGAGCUUCCUCCCAACCUGGAAAACUUUCCCUCCUCCAGGUUCCCAAGGCCAUCCCAUCUCUUCGACCGCGGGCCGUCUCUUCGCGGUCGGGUUCCAUGCUGGAAGAGGAGCUGUCUUGUCCCGUCUGUUGUGAGAUCUUCAAAGAACCCGUGGUCCUCAAGUGCAGUCACAGCUUCUGCCGGGCCUGCCUGCAGGAGUUCUGGAACAAGAAGAAGGCCCGGCGCGAAUGUCCCAUCUGCAGGAGGAAGUGCUCUCUGACGGAGCCGACCGUCAGUCUGGCCCUGAAGAAUGUGGCGGACACCUUUCUGAGGGAGCAGGAGCGGAGGACAGCCACGUCUAGAGACGGCACAGGAGCGGAGGGGAAGGGGCUGGAGGUGAAGUGCGCCUCUCAUGGGGAGGCUGUCAAACUUUUCUGCAUGGAUGACUUUGAAGUCCUGUGCUUUGUGUGUCACACUUCCAAGAAGCACCAGGGGCACCGAGUUUGUCCCGUGGAGGAGGGAGCCCAGGAUCUCAGGGUAGGGUUAAAAGAAGAGCUGACCCCCCUAAAGAAACAUCUGCGACGCCUGUAUGAAGCCAAGCAGGAGUGUGAUGACACAACUGUGCACAUCAAGAACCAGACUCAGGCCACGGAAAAGCAGAUCCGAGCGGAGUUUGAGCAGCUUCGGCAGUUCCUCCAGCGUGAGGAGGAGGCGCGGUUAGCUGCUCUGCAACAGGAGGAUGAGGAGAAGAGAGAGCUGGUGAGGAAGAAGUCUGAGAGCAUCACCAGAGAUAUCCUGACAUUUUCUCACGCCGUCAUCGCCCUAGAGAACGAGAUCGCAUCGGAUGAUGUGCUCUUCUUGCAGAGUUACUCCAGCACAAAGAAAAGAUUAGAGCUCCCACAGAGAGAUCCAGAGAAGCUGUCAGGUGUUCUUAUAAAUGUGGCCAAGCACGUCAGUUCCCUUAAGUACUAUGUUUGGGAGAAGAUGGUGGAUCUUGUUCACUACACCCCCAUCACCCUGGACCCCAACACCGCGUACCCCUGGCUGUCCCUCUCCUCAGACCUGACCAUGGUGGCCAACACUGGCUUCCUCCAGCAGCUCCCAGACAACCCCGAGCGCUUUGGCCACUUUGUCUUCGUGCUGGGAUCAGAGGGUUUUGUGUCCGGCUGCCACGCCUGGGAGGUGGAGGUUGGCGACAAGAUAGACUGGAUGCUGGGGGUGGUCAAGGAGUCCAUCGACAGAAAGGGUCGCAUCUCUGGCUGCCCCGAGGGCGGCUUCUGGAUGAUCUCGCACUACGAGGGCGAGUACUUGGCCAUGACGAGGCCAAGCACGCCACUGUGCUUAGAGGGGCAGCUGACUCGAGUCAGGGUGCAGAUGGACUAUGACGCGGGCAAGGUGGCUUUCACUGAUCCUGUGAGCAUGAAACCCAUCUACACUUUCACUGACUUCUUCACUGAAAAGAUGUACCCCUUUUUCUGCCCCGGAUCUAACAUCAAGGGCAGCAACCCCAAACCUCUGAAAAUCUGUCCCGUUAAGGUGGCUGUGUGGAACAGUGCAGCAUGGUAAUCAGUCCUGUAAAAAUGAAUUCAGUUUGGCUGAAAUCAGUCUGUGACCCACAAAGUUGUUGUUGAAAUCUGCCAUUUUUAUCAAGGAAAGCUCCAUUAAGCCUCUUCAGCUUAACUCCCCCUGGUGGUCAAAAACUCACACAAAAGAACAAGUUUCCUCCAAUUUAAGGCUAAACUAAAAUACUUGCUGAUUGACAUGUAAUUUGUAGCCAAGGAAUCAGGUUGUUGUUUGAUGCUUUUGUUAAUCUACGCUCAAAAUUUGGAGCCAAACUGCAGUUUUUGAGGUUCAGUUGUAAUCCGACACCAAAAUCCUUUCAAACCGAAUAAAAACGUGUUUUUUUUUCAGCCAUGAAACCUGUGUGCUCUCGUCUUUACUGUGAGAGAAUUACGGCUUCUGUUUCAUUGUGGUUUGGAGAAACCAUGCAGCGCCAGCAGAAACACUCCAAAAUGUGAAGUUAAGCAUCAUGAAACGGAUCUUGACUAAUAAACUGUCUUCAAUCGCAGA
This is a messenger RNA of Oryzias latipes (Japanese medaka), 2538 nucleotides long. It is a transcript of the gene trim35-12, whose product is annotated as tripartite motif containing 35-12. NCBI's taxonomy places the organism in Eukaryota, Metazoa, Chordata, Actinopteri, Beloniformes, Adrianichthyidae. Gene Ontology annotation, molecular function: zinc ion binding; ubiquitin-protein transferase activity; protein binding. The record is from RefSeq and is a predicted model, not a curated record. Gene Ontology annotation, biological process: protein ubiquitination.